AUGUCCUCCCUAUAUAAACUUUCUAUCCUGGGAGUACGGUCCUUUUCUCCUAAAGAUCAUGAAACUAUCCAAUUCGGUUCACCUCUCACUCUUAUCUGUGGUCAAAAUGGAUGUGGAAAGACUACCAUUAUCGAAUGUCUUAAGUAUGCUACAACUGGAGAUCUCCCGCCUAAUUCUAAAGGUGGAGCAUUUGUCAAUGAUCCUGUCAUUGCAGAUCGACUGAUGGUGAAUGCUGAAAUAAAGUUGGGAUACAUUUCAGUGGACGGCAAGCUGAUGACAGUAACUAGGAACAUGCAAUUGACCAGAAAGAGAGGAGCACGAGGAUCUGCGGUUACAAACACCUUUAAAACAUUAGAAGGGCAGUUGGCUGUCAUUUCUCGCGGACACAAGACGUCCAUCAGUUCAAAAAAUGCCGAAUUGGAUACGCGUGUGCCUCAAUAUCUAGGUGCAUCCAAGGCCAUCUUAGAAUACGUGAUUUUCUGCCACCAGGACGACAGUCUUUGGCCAUUGAGUGAGGCAGGAGUGUUGAAAAAACGUUUUGAUGAGAUCUUUGAGGCACUGAAAUUCACUAAGGUCUUGGAUAAUUUAAAGACGAUCAAAAAGGAGAUGGCCACUGAUAUCAAGUUAAUUGAGCAAAGUGUGCAACACGCAAAAAUCGACAAGGUCAGAGCACAAAAAAUUAGGGAGAAGUUGGAAGAGAGUUCGGCGAAAGUGGAGCAGUAUACACUGGAAAUUGCCGAGUUGACAAUGGAGAUAGAGACAUUGGAGAAGAAAGCUGAGGAUUUAUUCCAUCUGAACCAGUCGUUUCAAAAAACAUUGAGCGAAUACGAGAGACACAGAAUGACUCUUGAGAACACAGAAUCGAACUAUCUGCGUUUAAAGAAAUCUAUCAAAAUCUUGGCUGAUUCUGACGAGGAGUUGGCUCAUCAGCUAGCCAAUUUUGCAGAGAUUCAGCGAGAAAAGGCUGAUGCUUUGAAGACAAAAGAGGUUUCCAAGCAAGGUUUGGAAGCGCAAUUAUUGAAGACGCAAACUCGCUUUCAUGAAUUGACGAGGAGUGAGGGUUCUUUGGAGACUAAGAAGGGCCAAUAUGAGGAAAAUAUGAAAAUGCUAUUUGAUUUAUCGUCAAAUAUUGCCGAAAAAUAUCAGCUCGAUAAGGCUCUACAAAAGCAAGAAAUCAAAACAGAAUUAAAUCAUAUGCAUAAGGUUGCUGAUGGUCGCUUCAAGCAGCUUGUGAAGGAAAACGAACAGAAACUUGGUAAGUUGAACGAAGAAUUGGGUGUUUUCCGAGAUAAAAUCACAAAGGAAGAUCAACAUUCAUUAUAUUGUGCAGAUGAUAUUGAUAACACCAACCUGAAAAUCAAAGAGCUAAAAGACAAACUUAGUGUGUUGGUCCUUGAUGAAGACUCCUUAGAAAUGGAAAAAUCCAAGUUGGAGGCCUUGAGAGCCAAACUUGAGAAGAAGAAGGAAACUUCCAGCGUUAAUUCACUCAAAGAAGUGAUGAUUCAAGAUAAAAAGAAACUUACAAGUCUCGAGGUUGAAUUGGAUGACUUGAUGAGGCAAAUUGCAACGUCUAAUAAGCAAUCGGAUAUUCAUAGCAAGAUUGACUUGCUUAAAGAAUCAAAAAGUCUCAAAAAAAAUGUUUUGGAUAAGUCUAUCUCGUCCAAUCAAGCAGAUUUUGAAAAGUUGACUGGAAGUAAGUUACAGGCUGAAGGGUGUGAGUCUACCUUAGAAAUUUGCAUUAAGAACCUCCAAGAAGAGACCGAUGCAUUGCAGGAGCUUCUUGGUAGUUCAAACAAUGAGCUCAGCUCGAUGAAUGCUCGCUUGGAAAGUACAAACGCUGCAUUUUCCGAAAUGGAGCUGAAAAUCAAAAAUCAUAAAAGCAAUAUACUUGCCGUUUUGGAAGAAUCAGAGGUUGAUGACUAUGAAAGGCUAUUGCAAGAGCUCGAGGACGAUCACAAGUCGGCUGUGUACAACCUCAACACUUUUGAAGUGACCAAAAGCUAUAAGGUUAAGGCUAUGGAUAUUGCUAAGAAGACAAGAUGUUGCACUUUGUGUAACAGAGGAUUCAACGGAGGUGAGCUUUCAAAAUUUGAGACCGAGCUACAGAAUAACAUUAAUUCCCUCACAGCCGACAAGUUCACUGACGAUGUUGAAGCGACGAUGAAGGAUUUGCAAGAAAUGAAGAAUAUCCAUUUUGACAUUUUGCAAUAUCGCAAGUUGACUAAGGAGUUGCAACAAUUGAAGACAGAAGCUGAAAUUCAGAGAGAAAGUAUCAGAGAGAAAGAAAGUAACAUCAAAUUGGAGAAGACGAAACUUGAACAAAUGAGAUUUAAACUUGAGCAAAUUCGUGAAUUGACAAAACCUGUUGAAGGUAUCCACAGAGUUUUUGGUGAGAUUGCCAAUAUCGAGAGCCAAUUGCUACUUCUUCAAGAUGAACUUGAGGAGUUUGGAAGUUCUGUGGUGACUGUUUCUGAGUUGCAAAGGGAGCAGCAGAAGAAAAACUUUGAGGUUAAGAACUUGAGACAAGCAAUCUCUGAUGCUACAGAAGAAAUUAAUUCUCAUCAAAGAGAGCUUUCAAAGUUGGAGAGCCAGGUGAAAGACAAGCAGUUACUCAUAAGUGACAUGGAAAGGGCAUUCAGUGAAGCAGUUGGUCUUAAAAAUUCCAUUGCAGAUUCUGAGACUCAUGUAAAAUCUUUGCAAGAAAAGCAAGAAAAGAUUGCAAUUAUUCUCCAAGAUCUACGAGACAACUUCAAGGUCAAGUCAGAAGAAUAUGAGGACUUGAAGAAUCUUUGCAGCAAGCAUGAAGACACAAGCCGAAGCAUGUUAGAUGAUCUUUCUUCCACGUUGUUGACAUUUGAAAGGAUACUUGAGGCAAUUGAAUCAUACGAACUUAAUGAUAAGGAGCAAGUUGAGCUGAUCAAGGAGAAAUUGGCAGAAACAACUACUCAGGUUCAAAACUUAGAACAUAGCAAGAGCGAACUUGAACUGGAAAUCAAGCAACUCGAAGCCGCUAUCAAUGAUGCAACGAAGGUUGAGAGAAAUAUUCAAGACAACGUCGAACUUCGCCAAACAGAAAAAGAGUUGGAUAGAAUUCAACAAACAUUGAAUGAAAUAGAUAUCCAAAAUGCCGAAGUGGAAAAGGAAAAGUACCAAGCGGCAUCUCAGAGGUUGCGCAGUCAGAUCACUGACCUCAACUCCCAACAUUUCGGAAAGGUAGGUGAAGUGAAGCAAAUCAACGAUCAGAUCCAGCAUUUGCAGAAUGAGUUGUCCACGGAGUUCAAGAACAUCGACAAGCAGUACCAUUCGGAGUGGAUUAAAUUGCAAACGAAUUUGUUGGUGUCUAAUGACUUACAAACGUAUUCUCAGGCGUUAGAUAAUGCAAUCAUGAAGUAUCACAGUAUGAAAAUGGAUGAAAUCAACAGAAUUCUUCGGGAGCUCUGGAACCAGACGUACAGAGGUACAGAUAUUGACGGCAUUGAGAUCAAAUGUGAUGUUGCCAAAGGUCGAUCUUAUAAUUACAGAGUGGUCAUGUACAAGAAAAAUUCAGAGCUUGAUAUGAGAGGAAGAUGUUCCGCAGGUCAGAAGGUGCUUACAAGUAUUUUGAUUCGAUUGGCUCUUGCUGAAUGUUUUGGAACAAACUGCGGAAUGAUUGCACUUGAUGAACCCACCACUAACUUGGAUGUGGAGAAUGCUGAGUCAUUGGCCAUGGCAUUAAACAAUAUCAUCGACUUUAGGAAGACACAGAAGAACUUCCAGCUCAUCGUCAUCACCCACGAUGAGCAAUUUUUGAGCCACAUUAAUGGAGACCGUUACACGGAUAAUUUUUACAGAAUUGAGAGAGACGAAAACCAAAACUCCAUUAUUAAAAGUUUGCCCAUCCAUUUGAUGCAAGAUGACUAG
Molecule: messenger RNA, 3900 nt
Organism: Sungouiella intermedia
Lineage: Eukaryota; Fungi; Ascomycota; Pichiomycetes; Serinales; Metschnikowiaceae
Source: the annotation of a GenBank genome assembly